Messenger RNA from Salpingoeca rosetta, 1280 nucleotides. RefSeq lists its product as uncharacterized. The transcript is spliced from 2 exons. The record is from RefSeq and is a predicted model, not a curated record. The coding region runs from base 1 to 1200 and encodes 399 amino acids. NCBI's taxonomy places the organism in Eukaryota, Choanoflagellata, Craspedida, Salpingoecidae.
AUGGGGUGCCUGCAGGCACGUGGGAUGUUGCUGCUCCCCGUGCUGCUGGUGGCGGCGGCAGUGUGCUGGAUGCCGCUCCUCAUCAGCAGCGUUGUUGGGGAGGUGACGCUGGUGGAGGAUGAUGCGGGCGCGUUUCACAUCAACACAAGCGACCCCAUGAGCCAACCGCAUGUUGAUGAGUACCGUGUCGGAGCAGCAGAGCAUCAGAGCACCAUUGAUCGUGUCUUUGGCAGCAAAGUGUGCACUCCCAGCGCCAGCACGUUUGGCCAGCUCGGCUCAGCAGGAAGCAAAUGGCUUGGGGGUGUGCUGGCGAACAACGGCCUGAUCUAUGCUGCGCCGUACAACUCCCCUUCCGUCCUCAUCAUUGACCCAAGCACCAACAUCGUCGACACAACCACAAUCUCUGGACUCAACACGGACUCAGCGAAGUGGAGUGGUGCUGUCCUGGCGCACAACGGCUUCAUCUAUAUGUUCCCUUCGAACAGGGAGACAAUGCUCAUCAUCGACCCAGACACCAACACCACUGAUACAUCGAGUAUCCACUCACUUGGGUCAGGUGAGCGCAAGUGGUACAGUGGUGUGGUGGCCGCCAACGGCAUCAUCUUCGGCAUCCCAUUUUCUGCAACCUCCGUGCUGAUCAUCGACCCCGAGACAAACACAGCCGACACCACCACGCUGUCCGGGCUGUCGAGCCAGCAAUACAAAUGGUACGGCGGUGUGCAAGCGGACAACAGCCUUAUCUACUGCAUUCCCUUGACGGCUCCUUCCGUCCUCAUCAUCAAUCCAGAGACCUUCGCGAUGGACCUCACCGCCAUCAGUGGUCUGGAAACAAACGCUAAGUGGUAUGGCGGCGUGCUGGCAAGCAAUGACCUCAUCUACGCCAUCCCAGGUGCUGUUGAGACGACACUCGUCAUCAACCCAGCCACCAACGCAACCGACGAGCUUGUCAUCGCCGAAGCAACAAGCUUUCGAAAGUGGGUUGGUGGUGUGCUCGCACCCAACGGCAAAAUCGUCGGCAUCCCAAAUGGCUCGCAAUCAGUCCUCAUCUUGGAUCCAACCACUAACACCACCGACACCACGACCAUCAACAAUCUUAGCGGCAACAACAAGUGGUGGGAUGGCGUGCUUGCACCAAAUGACCUCAUCUACGCCAUUCCACAUUCUGCAGAGUCGGUCCUUGUGAUUGACCCUGGGUGCUGAGAUGCUUGCAUGCGCUUGUGUGUGCAUAUGUACACGUGUCUUUGUGUCUGCCUGUCUGCCUGCCUGUUUGUCUGCCCGUC